CUGAUCCUGGCAGCAUCAUCAUCAGCAUCUCCGGUUGUUCGGGUGUGCGCGCGUGUGUGACUUUGUCCUCGAUCGGGUUUUUUUUUCCUGUUUCUGUCGAUUGAUUGUGUUUUCGAAUCUUGAACUGUGACGAUUCUUGAGGCUUCGCACAUUCGGCUGGACGUCGAAAAGGAAUCGGAAGUUCGCGUCGAGUGAAAGCAAGGAACUUUCUCCGAGCCUGUUCGAAUCCUGGAAGAAGCUGACAAUGAAGCUUCUGCUAGCGAUCUGCGCCUGUGGGAUCGUGGGAAUCACCCUGGCCAUCAAAAUUAAGGUCCCCUCGAAAAACCGGAACGACGAUCUGUUCUCCGAGGAUGAGUUCACCUUUCCCGUGGAGGACACCAAAGAUCCUAGUAACUUCAGCGGGAACGUGAUGAAGGCCGGGAUCCUGAUGUCGCAGGUUAAGAACAAGGGUAAAGGCGAAUUUAAAUAUGCAGUUGAAACGGAGAACGGCAUCGAGGUGGAACAGAUCGGAAAGCUGCGCAGCGAUAACAAAACCUUUGUCGUCAUGGGAUCCUACACUUACACGGGAGCGAAUGGGAAACGGUAUCGCGUUCGCUACACCGCCGACGAAUUCGGGUACCAUCCGAUAACGGAGUUGGAUCUGGAUAUUCCAGAACCUAUCGGAGCACAACCGGUGGCUCGUCCGCAGCCUUUCACAUUCGCGCCAAGAGUAACAACGUCCAGAACUACCACGACUAGAAGUACGACGACGACGACGACCACAGUAGCGCCAGGACCCUCUAACGCCUACCUGCCUCCAUCCAAUGCGUAUCUACCACCAUCGAACACAUAUUUACCACCGUCCAAUGAGUACCUGCCACCAAAGACCGCAAAUGAACCUCCACCGGCGGAGCAGCUGCCACCGUACUACAGUCCCCAGCUGCCCCAAGAUCAAAACGUACUUUGAACGCGGAACACGGGGUUUUUCGGAAUCGUUCUCCAGUCUGAUAGCUAAGAGACUGUCUCGCCAGUUGUGUCCUACCGGUACUGCUACAGUGUACAUAUUGAAUUACUUUUAGGUUAAGUUAUUUAUAAAUAUACACAAUACAC
Topomyia yanbarensis is the source of this 1089-nucleotide messenger RNA. Its product is annotated as pupal cuticle protein-like. NCBI's taxonomy places the organism in Eukaryota, Metazoa, Arthropoda, Insecta, Diptera, Culicidae. The record is from RefSeq and is a predicted model, not a curated record. Gene Ontology annotation, cellular component: chitin-based extracellular matrix. The coding region runs from base 245 to 946 and encodes 233 amino acids. The transcript is spliced from 4 exons. Gene Ontology annotation, molecular function: structural constituent of chitin-based larval cuticle.